Exserohilum turcica Et28A is the source of this 960-nucleotide messenger RNA. RefSeq lists its product as uncharacterized. The coding region runs from base 1 to 960 and encodes 319 amino acids. NCBI's taxonomy places the organism in Eukaryota, Fungi, Ascomycota, Dothideomycetes, Pleosporales, Pleosporaceae. The record is from RefSeq and is a predicted model, not a curated record. The transcript has a single exon.
AUGGCAUCAUCAUCCACUUCCAAGCUUGUUGGCAAAGAGAUGUCCAGUACGCUCAGGCAGAACUUGCGUCAAAAUAUGCCAGUUCAUCCGCUGUCUCAAGGCUUCAACUCUCCAUUCGGCGACAUGACAUUUCCUGGUUUGAGUGACACAGCACUUCAUCCACAUGUUGUAAACAAAGCCUUCACACAACCAGGGUUCACAGAGCAGUGGGUACAGCAUGAAGACGCCACCGUACAUAACUGCGAUACUUUACCCUCGCAGCCUCUGGCAACACAUUGCCCCGAACAGCAACCAGAUGCACCAGAGUCACCCACACUGGAUGAUAUAGAAGACUAUCUAGGGAUAUGCGACUUUGUGAUUGGAAGGGAGGAGUCGAAUGCAUCCAUUCUUCCAACCAUACAAUUCCCGCCUCCUUGUUUCCCAGAUGGCCUUUUUAGCCAAGACGACUGCAGUCCAUCCUCACAGUCGACUGGAAACAGUUGUCCGUGGAAUGAUGCUCACGCAUAUCUUGGACAAAAACUAGCAGACUUCAGCUCCAGGAACGGCAGAUUCCCCGUCAAUCCACAAGCACAACAAGUCGACUCCAUAUUCGCCAACCGAGAUUCUUCAGUGAGAGGACGCCUCUACUCACGCUGUGUUCAUUGCGCCAACUACAGAGAGCUAGAUGCAGACCUAGACACAGCUGCAGGAUCUAUCGGGCAGAGGUCACAUUGGCCGCAGCAUCCUACACCUGCAGAUUGUGGGACCCCAUAUGGCGAGCUCGACCUAAGCCAAGAGUGGGUUGCUAUCCCUCAUGAUAGGACAACCCCAGAGUUGCUAGCAGAGUACGAGAUUGUCUCCAAGGAUGUUGAAAUGCCUCCUAUGAGCCCUUGGGAACUAAUCGCCUCCAUCACCUCAUCCAGCCUAUCGCUGCUUCACUGCUUUCGGGCAGAUGGAUCCCCUAAGAUGAAAUGCUUCUAG